AGCUUAAUGCUUCUUUCUUUUUUCGAACUACACACAUUAAGCAGCUUCAUUUGCACUUAGCACAUGUCAGCCUCAGACAACGAACAGACCUCUGUGUCAAAUGCGGCCUCCCUAGGAGAGAAUGCACCCCAAAGCACAAGCAACACGGGCGCAACGGAGGCAUCAACAGCACCAGCAGCAGAGAACAGCAACGCCGCAGUCUCGACACCCAGCAGCGCAGCAGCAGCAGCAGAUGUGCCAGGAUCGACGCCCAAGCCAGCGACCCCCGUGCCAAAGCCCAAGAAAAAGUCGGCUGGCAGCACGCUAAGCAGCAGCGCAAAGCGCAUUCAGAAGGAGCUGGCCGAGAUCAGCCUGGACCCGCCCAGCAACUGCAGCGCGGGACCAAAGGGCGACAACCUGUACGAAUGGGUUUCGACGAUUGUUGGACCGGGAGAGUCACCGUAUGCCGGCGGCGUGUUCUUCCUGGACAUCCACUUCCCGACAGACUACCCGUUCAAGCCGCCCAAGAUUAUUUUCCGGACGCGCAUCUACCACUGCAAUAUCAACAGCCAGGGACAGAUCUGCCUGGACAUCCUGAAGGACAAUUGGUCACCAGCGCUGACGAUCUCCAAGGUGCUGUUAUCGAUUUGCUCGCUACUGACGGAUCCUAACCCGCACGAUCCGCUGGUGCACAGCAUCGCGCAGCAGCUGCUGACAAACCGCAAGGAGCACGAUGCGACAGCCAAGGAGUGGACCAAGCGCUAUGCGUGUUGCUAGAGUGUAAACAAGCG
Linderina pennispora is the source of this 770-nucleotide messenger RNA. RefSeq lists its product as uncharacterized. The coding region runs from base 64 to 756 and encodes 230 amino acids. The record is from RefSeq and is a predicted model, not a curated record. Gene Ontology annotation, molecular function: ubiquitin conjugating enzyme activity. Gene Ontology annotation, cellular component: nucleus. NCBI's taxonomy places the organism in Eukaryota, Fungi, Kickxellomycota, Kickxellomycetes, Kickxellales, Kickxellaceae. The transcript has 2 exons. Gene Ontology annotation, biological process: protein polyubiquitination.